Molecule: messenger RNA, 6597 nt
Organism: Girardinichthys multiradiatus
Lineage: Eukaryota; Metazoa; Chordata; Actinopteri; Cyprinodontiformes; Goodeidae
Gene: kif1ca
Product: kinesin family member 1C
Exons: 27
Coding region: 1239-4952 (1237 amino acids)
Biological process (GO): microtubule-based movement
Molecular function (GO): microtubule binding; ATP binding; microtubule motor activity
Source: RefSeq, a predicted model, not a curated record
CCAAACAAGCAACACACAGCCUUCCUGUUAUGUGCUGAAACUUUUGCUCUCGCUUGGUGCAUCUCUGACAGAAACAUGGUUUCAACACCGGAAAUAUUUACUGAGCAGCGAUCAAACCAACAAGAAGAAACUAUGUGUAAAAACCUCCUCUGACACAUGCAGCCAAUCCUGCAGAUUAAAGAGGAAUUCCUUCUUUUAACCAGAGCUCCGUGUUUUACUCUAACUGUUGGUUUUCUCCUCCUUUACUUUAAUCACAUUUCAAGAACCUGUUGGAACACAUUCAAAUUAAAAGUCCUGGUGAUUUGUAAGAGUCGGGUCAUCGCCUGCAGACCUGGUCCCUAAUCGACUGAAUAACUACACUGUGAGUUUAAAAGGUGAGGAGGUCCCACUCUGUUGGAAUGUCAGCUAUGCGUUUAUUACAGGCCUGAAUCACAGAGCAGUAACCACUGAGCCGGAUCAGAACCGAUCAGUGGCUCAAUAAGCCCUCACGCAGCCGCUAAGUUUCCUCAGACACCCGACAGCUGUGUGUUUAAUGUCCAGAUGUUGGACGGAUAAACCAGAGAGACUGACAGAGACAAAAACACAAAGACUGAGGUGAAAGGGACACCAGGGCAGUUUCCAUGGCGACGUAACAGAGAGCAGGAAUGUAAGGAGAGGAAAAAAUGGAAACAUGGAGGAGGAGGAGGAGGAGUUCAGGAAACUGAAACGAAGAAGAGAAGGAAGAGCAGCAGCUCAGAAAGACAAUAAGAACGAGAGGAAAGGAAGUAAGAACAGGUAGAAGAAACGAUUAGAAGUGGAGAUAAAAAAAGGAUCUGCAAGGAGAAGAAAGAAGAACAAUACAGAGGCUGAAGAGAGAAAGAUGGAGAUGUUCAAGUGGAACAAAGAUGAACGAAAAGAGUGAACAGAGAGAGAGAGACGGAUAAACGGGACAACAUUCAACUGGAAAAAUGGAAAACGGAAGAAAAAUGAAUGAAAGAAGUGAAGAAAAGAGUAACAGAGGAACAAAAAAAGAAAAUGGGAAGAAAAGUAUGUGGGAGGAGGAAAAGUUCAGACUGGAAAAAUUGAAGGAGUGAGAGAAAAGAGCGGGAAUGAAAGAAGGAAGGAGGGCUGGAAAAAAUGAACAAACGAGGAGAAAUUUAGAAAGAAAAGCCAUCCUUAACACAUGCUGCUGCUCAUCUUCUCUGCCUGAUCGUGCUCUCUGAUUGGCUGUCCUCAGGAGGAGUGGGCGGAGCUAGAAAAUGACGAGUGCAUCAGUGAAGGUGGCGGUGCGAGUCCGGCCGUUCAACUCCAGAGAGCUGGGACGCAAUGCCAAGUGUGUGAUCCAGAUGCAGGGAAACAGCACCUGCAUCUCCAACCCCAAACAGCCCAAAGAUGGAGCCAAGAACUUCACAUUCGACUACUCCUACUGGUCACACUCUAUGCCUGAUGAUCAGAACUUUGCCUCUCAGAGGCAGGUCUACAAGGACAUUGGUGAGGAGAUGUUGGUGCAUGCAUUUGAAGGAUACAACGUGUGCAUCUUUGCUUAUGGUCAGACUGGAGCAGGAAAAAGUUACACCAUGAUGGGAAAACAAGAGCCUGGACAGGAAGGGAUCAUCCCACAGCUGUGUGAGGACCUGUUCCAGAGGACAGGGCAGAACUCGGAUCCGGACCUGACCUACUCAGUGGAGGUGUCCUACAUGGAGAUCUACUGUGAGCGGGUUCGGGAUCUGUUGAACCCAACAUCGCAGGGUUCUCUUCGAGUCCGUGAACAUCCCAUCCUGGGACCCUAUGUGGAGGAUCUGUCCAAACUGGCUGUGACCGGAUUCACGGACAUCCGGGAGCUGAUGGACGAAGGCAACAAAGCCCGGACGGUUGCUGCCACAAACAUGAACGAGACGUCGUCCAGAUCGCACGCCGUCUUCACCAUCGUCUUCACCCAGAAACGGAGAGACCAGAUGACCAGCCUGGACACUGAGAAGGUCAGUAAGAUCAGUCUGGUGGAUCUGGCUGGGAGCGAGCGUGCAGACUCUUCAGGGGCAAAGGGCACCCGACUCAAGGAAGGAGCAAACAUCAACAAAUCUCUGACUACGUUAGGAAAAGUGAUCUCAGCGUUGGCUGAAAUGCAAAGCAACAAGAAGAGGAAAAGUGACUUUAUUCCCUACAGAGACUCAGUUCUCACCUGGUUGCUGAAGGAGAAUCUGGGAGGAAACUCUCGGACCGCCAUGAUCGCUGCUUUGAGUCCUGCUGACAUCAACUAUGAGGAAACACUGAGCACUUUGAGGUACGCUGACCGGGCCAAACAGAUCCGCUGCAAUGCCAUUAUCAACGAGGAUCCAAACGCCAAACUGAUCCGAGAGUUGAAGGCGGAAGUGGAUCGACUGAGGAACCUGCUCUUCUCUCAGGGUCUGCAGGAGCUGCUUGACAACACUGUCAACAACAACAGCCUCGUUGGGGUCGCAGGUGUGGCCCCCACCCCUCUGCAGCUAACCCACACAGCCAAUGGGAUUACGUCUAAAGAAGAGCCCGCCCCUGCAGAGGCUGAAGCUUCACCUGCAGGAGACACACCUGCUGAACCUGAUCACCUCAUCCAGAACGGAGAGGAUGCAGAGGAGGCAGUCGCUACGGAAACCAUCAGUAAAGAGGAAGCCGCUGAGAGACUGAUGGAAACGGAGAAAAUCAUCGCUGAGCUGAACGAGACCUGGGAGGAGAAACUGAGGAAGACAGAAUCCAUCCGUCUGGAGAGAGAGUCGCUGCUGGCAGAGAUGGGCGUGUCCAUAAAGGAGGAUGGAGGAACUCUGGGAGUUUUCUCUCCUAAAGGAACGCCUCACCUGGUCAACCUGAAUGAAGACCCUCUGAUGUCUGAGUGUCUCCUCUACUACAUCAAGGAAGGAGUCACCAGGGUUGGACAGCAGGACGUGGACAUCAAACUUUCAGGUCAAUUCAUUAAAGAGAUCCACUGUGUUUUUGUCAGUGAGACCAACGAGCAGGGAGAAGUGGAGGUCAUUCUGGAGCCGUUAGUGGGAGCUGAGACGUACGUGAACGGGAAGCAGAUCACGGAGGCUGUCAUUCUGAAGCAAGGAAACCGCAUUGUGAUGGGGAAGAAUCACGUGUUCAGGUUCAACCAUCCGGAGCAGGCGAGGCUGGAGAGGGAGCGCAGCGCCACAGCCGAGCAGCAGGAGGAGCCGGAGGACUGGAACUACGCUCAGAAGGAGCUGCUGGAGAAACAAGGCAUCGACAUCAAACUGGAGAUGGAGAAGAGAUUACAGGAUGUGGAGACUCAGUACCGUAAGGAGAAGGAGGAGGCUGACCUGCUGCUGGAGCAGCACAGACUGUACGCAGACAGCGACAGCGGAGACGACUCUGACAAACGCUCCUGUGAGGAGAGCUGGAGGCUGAUCUCCUCCCUGAGAGAGAAGCUACCAGCCAACAAGGUGCAGACCAUCGUGAAGCGCUGUGGUCUCCCCAGCAGCGGGAAGAGGAGGGAACCUCUCCGGGUCUAUCAGAUCCCGCAGAGGAGGAGGAUCAGCAAAGACCCCAAACGGGUCACCAUGGAGGAUCUGAGGAUGCAGGCCGUCAAGGAAAUCUGUUACGAGGUGGCUCUGGGAGACUUCCGUCACUCCCGUCAGGAAAUCGAGGCACUGUCCAUCGUCAAGAUGAAGGAGCUCUGCCGCAUGUACGCCAAGAAGGACUCCAACGAGAAGGAGAGCUGGAAGGCCGUGGCCCAGGACGUCUGCGACACCGUGGGCAUUGGGGAAGAGAGGAGCCCUCCCACUGAGGAGGGAGGAGGAGAAACGAGCGAGGGAGGACAGAAGGGAAAAGUGUACGACCUGAAGGCUCACAUCGAUAAGCUGACGGAUAUCCUGGAGGAGGUGAAGCUCCAGAACAACAUGAAGGAUGAGGAGAUCAAAGCUCUGAGAGACAGAAUGAUCAAGAUGGAGAGCAUCAUACCGGUUCAGGACGACGACAUGAAUGGGGAAGGAGGCGAGUCUCUGCAGAGAGAGGGAGGAGGUGGUCUUGAUGACAGCAAUGACCUGCCGGAGGUCAGAGUUCAGCGUCUUAUGGAGGAGGACCCAGCUUUCAGGAGAGGGCGCCUCCGCUGGCUGAAGCAGGAACAGCAGCGAAUCCAGAACCUCCAGAAGCAGAACAUCACCAAGAAACUGAGAGGACAGAACCAGAGCCAAGGUCCGAGCACCCCCAUCGUUCCCGUUCAUCUUCCUGGGACCGGCCGCUUCAUCCCUCCCCAGGAAUGCAAACUGAAGUUCCCCUUCAAAAGUAACCCCGCCCACCGGUUGUCAUGGGGACCAGCCAGCGAGGCCCUGCAGGCACUGGGUCUGGGAGGAGAGGGAGGAGGAGAAGAAGAUGGUGAGGAGCAGGAGAACAGAGGAGGUUCCCUCACACCUCCGCCUCCUCCUCAGGGUCAGCCUCCGCCCCUCCUACCCCUCCCCUUCCCUGCUACACCCCCACGCAUGCGCACACCCAGCCCUCAUCGUGCUUGGCAACAACGUAACCAAGGCAACCAGGGUGGCUUCCACCUCAACCAGCAGGGUAACAACCAAAACUUCCAGCGGCGUCAACGCCGCAACUCCCUGGACAGCUCCACCCACAACAGUGACCAGCAGUACGGUGGGGGUAACAGCGGUCACCAGGGGCGACUGAGACAGAGGAGGGGGGAGUCCCCUAGUGGAGGCGGGGAGAGGGGAGUGAGAGGAGGAGGAGGAGGGAGCUUCUACUAUAAUCAGCACCAGCACCAUCAGUUCCACCCCCACCCAUACUACAACAUCCACAAUGCACCAUUCCAGCCUCACCCCAACUACCACAGCCUGCCUCGCUCCGGACCCCUGCCUCUCCCCCCCGACAUGCUUAUUGGGGUGGGGCCUCCACCUGCUGGGUGGGGCUUCACCACCCCGCCCAGAAUGAGACGGCAGUUCAGCGCCCCGGACCUGAAGAACAACACGGAGAAUAAUGUCAUGUGACACAGAGGCCUCUGAUUGGCUGCGGGAUCCUCAUGCUGUAAAGAACAGACCGUGUGAGUGUGUGUUUUCAGCACUUUUUCAGCAGAACUAAAUGGAAAGUAAGGUCACGCACAUCCACAGUCGUCUGUCCUGCUGUGUGUGUUUGAGUUUUAAUGGUCGCACAGUUUAGGUUUUUAUUUUAUUCUCAGUUGUUCGUCGUCUGUCGUUUCAUAUUCACUUAUUUACUUUGAUUCAUCUGAGAUCUGCUGAUGUUCUGAUCCUGAUCAGCUGUUUGUAACCUGGAGCCUUAAAGUCUGCAGGUGAAGAUGGUUCAUAAAGAUGGAGCACGUAGUUCAGUUCACAGGCAGGGUGGUGAGUUUAUGGGUCUACUGCAAGUUCAGCCUGAACAGCGCUUCCUAAUGUUAGAGCUAAACCUCUCUAAUGAGAGCUUAUUCAUGUCAUGUAAUUAAGGCACAUUUUUAAUAUUCAGAUUUUUCUAAUAUGCAAGCUCACAACCUGAUCAUUGCGUUGAAGAAUAGCUGCUAGAUUUGCAUUCAUUUUAAAUAAAUUCAAACGCAGUCGUCGUUUUUCAUUACUGAAGCACCGUUUGAACCUUUCAGCCAGUUUCUCUGAAGACAUGAGGCUGAUAUUUCCUAUUUCACCUGAAUGCUGCAUACUCAACAGCUGCAAACCAAAGAAUACGCUCUGUGGCGACUCCUGCAGGCCCCAGAGGGUAUGGCAUAUUUUAGGAGGAGGCGUGUAGGAUGUUUUUACCUGACAGGUGAGCAUGGUAAAGAGCUGUGUGUAUAUCUGAAGUUUAUCUGUUCUUCUUUAUGUUUCAACGGAGAUGAAUUUAAAAAAUAUCAUUAUAUGUGCUGACAGUGCCUUCAAAGUUACAGGCAAUCAUGGGAAAAUGAGAGUAAAUUGUCUUACAUAAUGGGAGAGGAAAACAAUGGAAGAAUCCAGGUAAUGUAGGGUUUGUUGGAGGGAAUUCUGGGAGAUGUAGUGAUACAUAUACAGAAGGCGGUGGAUGUGUGAUAAAUGUGUGUUACGGAGUAAUAGUUGAUGUUUCGUGGAGUUUAAAUCCUACUGUAAGGAUCAGGUCCACUCAGAGCAAAGCAUUCUGGGAGAAGAUGACAGGAAUGCCAAACUGUUUGGAGACUUUAGGGAUGUAUUCAUUUUAAGGAAAUGGUUAAACUAACCAAUAGGAGCGCUCCCUCCUGCAGGAAGGGGAUUGAUGAUGACACAAACAAAACAGUGUUUUGUUCUGGUAGCUCCAUAGAGCAUCUAGUUUCUGCCUUAAAUCCACCAAUCACAGGACAAUCCUGAAACCCACUUGUAGCGCCAGGCCUGAUGGGAAAUGUAGUUUUCUCCUUCGGCCUUUCUAACAGUUUCUGAUUAUUUCCAGUUUGAGCCUCUGAUUGGCUGUUUUACUUCGUGUAGUCAUUCGCUUUUUGUGCUGCAUAUUUUAGCCCCUCCCACAUCCUCGGCCAAUGGUUAAUGAUGUCAUCAUGUAUCAUGGUUAUAAUUAUUAUGAAGCUAUAAGUGUCAUCAUUAAUAUUUGGUUCUUCUGGAUGCUGCUAAAGGAGCUUGGUCGCUGUCUUGUAUCUUCCUCUCUGUGUGGAUGUGAUGGAGGUGUGAGAGUUUCAAGAUGAACUCUUUUUAU